This is a messenger RNA of Notothenia coriiceps (black rockcod), 1403 nucleotides long. Its product is annotated as ATP-binding cassette sub-family C member 8-like. NCBI's taxonomy places the organism in Eukaryota, Metazoa, Chordata, Actinopteri, Perciformes, Nototheniidae. Gene Ontology annotation, biological process: potassium ion transport. Gene Ontology annotation, cellular component: membrane. The transcript has 6 exons. The record is from RefSeq and is a predicted model, not a curated record. Bases 549 to 1403 code for a protein of 284 amino acids. Gene Ontology annotation, molecular function: ATP binding; sulfonylurea receptor activity.
CCCUCUGCCUUGUCUUCCAAGGUCGACUUUCAUUUUCAAAGAGACAAGAAUAGCGGAUGCACUGCAGAAUUCCACCGCUGUUCUGUGUGUGUGUGCAUGCUUUUGUGUGUAUGUGUGUCUGAAUGCAUUCUCGUGGAGCGGUGCAGAGCCAAGUGAAGCUUCAGUUUCAGAGGAUGCCUGAAGAUUGCAGACGGACGGCGAGCAGAUGUUUCUCACCAGCAUGGCCGGGAAAGAAGCUUAGUCUGCCGGAGAGGAGAGAGAGCUGCUGCUGUGACUGCUUCUGACCCCACAUUUCCCUCCUUUUCUCUUUUUUCCUCUGUCUCCUCUCUUUUAUUGGAUCUGAUUUUUGUUAGCUGGAUUCCAGAGGGAGCAGCUCUCUUUGGGAAUUUCCUAUUGAAGACACCAUCCAGUGUUCCCUUAGAAAAGGGUCGACAUGCUCUGAGAGCCACUAUUUAAAAUCUGUCUGUGUUUCCUCCUGUCUGUGGUCCUCCCCUCCUCUUCCUCUUCCUCUUCCACCGGCCGGUUCCUCGCAGAGUCCCAGUUCCACCAUGUCCUUGGCGUUCUGUGGGAACGAGAAUAACUCGGUGGCAUACAAUGUGGACGGGGGGGUUCUGAACAACGGCUGUUUCCUGGAUGCGCUCAACGUGGUGCCGCAUGUGUUCCUCCUCUUCAUCACCUUCCCCAUCCUCUUCAUUGGCUGGGCCAGCCAGAGUUCAAAGGUCCACAUCCACCACAGCACCUGGCUGCACUUCCAGGGUCACAACCUGCGCUGGCUGCUCACCUUUGUCCUGCUGUUUAUCCUCGUCUGUGAGUUUGCAGAGGGCAUUGUGUCUGAUGGAUUCAGCCAAUCCCUCCAUCUUCAUCUAUACAUGCCUGCAGCUCUGGCCUUCAUCGCUGGCAUCACCUCUAUUAUCUACUAUCACAACAUCGAGACCUCCAACUUCCCCAAACUACUAUUAGCCCUGCUGAUCUACUGGGUGCUGGCUUUCAUCAUGAAGACCAUCAAGUUUGCCAAGUACACCGAGCAUGGCAUCGGCCCCCGGCAGCUACGCUACUGCAUCACCGGACUGCUAAUGCUGCUGUAUGGACUCCUAUUGGCCGUGGAGGUCAAUGUCAUCCUGGGAAGGCGCUACAUGUGUUACGCUGACCCCACAGAGGUGAAGCCCCCCGAGGACCUCCAGGACCUGGGUGUUCGUUUCCUUCAGCCCUUCGUGAACCUGUUGUCCAAAGCCACCUACUGGUGGAUGAACACUUUUAUUACAGACGCUCACAGGCGACCCAUCGACCUCAAGGUCAUCGGGAAGCUGCCCAUCGCCAUGAGGGCCCUCACCAACUACAUCAAGCUACGCAAGGCCUUCGAGGACCAGAAGCUGUCUAAAGAGACACUGAUCUCUGUCCUGUGA